Nanorana parkeri is the source of this 3735-nucleotide messenger RNA. RefSeq lists its product as uncharacterized. The record is from RefSeq and is a predicted model, not a curated record. NCBI's taxonomy places the organism in Eukaryota, Metazoa, Chordata, Amphibia, Anura, Dicroglossidae. The coding region runs from base 1 to 3735 and encodes 1244 amino acids. The transcript has 22 exons.
AUGCUAAACGUUCAUGCAGAUAAAACCCUCACCCAUUGUUACUAUAUCAUAGCUCCAAAUGUGGCUCUUCGCAGCAUUCCUACCCAAUCCAGCACUCAAUCCUAUUAUGGGAGCGCGCAGAACGCCAAAGACGGCUCUUUGGCCAACAAUUACCUGAGGUCUCAGUGCUCUUACACAAAUAAGGAGGAUGGACCCUGGUGGAUGGUGGACCUUAACAAGCCUCACAAAAUUAUGUCCGUGGCCAUCACCAACCGCGUCCUGGAAUGUUGCAGAGAACGGAUUUUUGGGGCGGAGAUCAGAAUCGGGAACAAUCCGGAGAAAGGAGGAACAUCGAAUCCCCGUUGCGGUGUCAUCUCGUCUAUUGAAUCUGGAGAGAAGCUCUCCUUCUCUUGCCAAGGAAUGACGGGCCGAUAUGUGACCAUCACCAUCCCAGGACGGGCUGAACAUCUUGUCUUGUGUGAAGUCCAAGUCUUCGGCUUCCCUGCCAGCAGUGAGGAUGAAGUGACAGUCCCAGAAGUCUUAAAGACGCCCAACGGAGCUGUAAAUGUGGCUGUGAAGGGUGUCGCCCAACAAUCCAGCCUCUAUAACAUGUACGGCGAAGCCAAAAACGGCAUUGACGGGUCUCUAGACAGCAACUAUCUUCACAUCCAGUGCAGCGGGACAGCAGUACAGCACAACCCCUGGUGGAGGGUCGAUCUCAUGGGAAAGUUUAAAGUCUUCACCGUUGCAGUGACCAAUCGAGGAGACUGCUGUGUUGACAGGAUCAUUGGGGCCCAGAUAAGAAUUGGGAACUCGGCUGAAGAUGGAGGAACCAAUAAUCCCAUAUGUGGAACAAUCUCAACAAUGGAAAGGGCUGAGACCCUGGCCUUUGAAUGCGACGGCAUGGUUGGACAGUAUGUGACCGUCUUCCUCCCUGGAGAAAAUCAGACAUUAACCAUCUGUGAGGUCCAAGUCUUUGGACUGCCGAGUGACGUCUCCGUUGAAGACCUGUGGGAUCUGUUUGAUGAUGAUGAUGGUGGUGACUACUCUGAUUAUUUUAUUGGAGCAACAGAGACCAAAGAAGAUGAAGUAAUUGGACCAAAAGAGACCACAGAAGAUGAAGGUGAGAAUCUUGCUUUCCGAGGAAUCAGCUCUCAGUCCAGCACCUACGAUAAAUUUGGAGCUGCAGAAAAUGCCGUUGAUGGUUCUACAAAAACCAAUUACAUGUCCCAACAUUGUUCUCACACUGACCUGGACGUAGAGCCCUGGUGGAGGGUGGACCUCACAAGAGUCUACAAUGUCACCAAAGUCAAAAUUUUAAACAGAGGUGACUGCUGUUCAGAGCGGAUAGCAGGGGCAGAGAUCAGAAUUGGAACUUCUCCUGAAAGAGGUGGCUCACGAAACCCAAAAUGUGCAAAAAUGACAUCUCUGGGUCUGGGGAAGGAACAGGAGUACGUGUGCGGGAUGGCCGGCCAGUACGUCACUGUCACCAUACCGGGGAGAGCCGGCUAUCUGACGCUCUGCGAGGUGAAAGUUUACGGCAAAGACCUUCCAGAUAAUUACACGGCCAUUCCACUUUACAUCGACCCCUCCGAGACUACAGGACAUGAGGAUGCAAAGGAGCUGAGGAAUAUUCUGAAGCAUUCCAGUGCCGCACCUAAUGUAGCCCUGAGCGGUGAGGCCUCCCAGUCCAGCACGGAUGGAGGUGACUCCAGUAAAGCCUCUGAUGGCAUCUUAUCCAGCUGUGCUCGGACCGAGGAAGAAAGCAAUCCCUGGUGGACGCUGGACCUGAAAUCCAUCCACAAAGUGUUCUUCAUCGCAGUGACCAGCAGGAAGGACUCCGAGCCCACAAGUCUCGAUGGGGCCGAGAUCCACAUAGGAAACUCAGCUACAGGAUGGAGGAAGAACCCCGUGUGCGGGACGGUGUCAUCCAUUGGCCCCGGAGAAACGUUCUCUUUUAACUGUGAUGGGAUGGAGGGGCGAUACGUCACUAUCGUCAUCCCGGACCAGGUUAAACGUAUCGACUUAUGUGAAGUUCAGGUGUUCGGACUCUCCGUUGAUACCCCAAGCAAUGAAUGGAAUGGGAAUCUUGAGCUCCAGAAAGAACAUCACGGAGUCAAGAAUGUGGCUCCGCAAGGCUUUGCAUCCCAAUCAUCUCAUUAUAGUUCCAAAGAUGAUGCAAAAAGAGCCAUUGAUGGAUCUCUGCAGAGUAAUUACAUGCGACAGGAGUGCACUCACACAGCUCUUCAAAGGAACCCGUGGUGGAGGGUGGAUUUAAAAUCCACCCAUCGCGUCCAGUCCGUGGCCAUCACCAAUCGGGGUGACUGCUGCCGAGAGUAUAUUAAUGGCGCUGAGAUUCGUGUUGGAAAUUCUAAGGAGGACGGUGGAGUCGGCAACCCCAGAUGUGAAACUGUAUUCAAGAUGUAUUAUGGGGAGACAAUGUCCUUUAACUGCAAAGGAAUGGAGGGCCGGUACGUUACCAUUCAUUUGCCCAACCAAACACACUACCUAAACCUCUGUGAAGUCCAAGUAUUUGGUGAACCUGUUGCUCAAGAAGUCAAGAAUGUGGCUCCGCAAGGCUUUGCAUCCCAAUCAUCUCAUUAUAGUUCCAAAGAUGAUGCAAAAAGAGCCAUUGAUGGAUCUCUGCAGAGUAAUUACAUGCGACAGGAGUGCACUCACACAGCUCUUCAAAGGAACCCGUGGUGGAGGGUGGAUUUAAAAUCCACCCAUCGCGUCCAGUCCGUGGCCAUCACCAAUCGGGGUGACUGCUGCCGAGAGUAUAUUAAUGGCGCUGAGAUUCGUGUUGGAAAUUCUAAGGAGGACGGUGGAGUCGGCAACCCCAGAUGUGAAACUGUAUUCAAGAUGUAUUAUGGGGAGACAAUGUCCUUUAACUGCAAAGGAAUGGAGGGCCGGUACGUUACCAUUCAUUUGCCCAACCAAACACACUACCUAAACCUCUGUGAAGUCCAAGUAUUUGGUGAACCUGUUGCUCAAGAAGUCGUCUUGGAUCUUCAACAAACAUCAGCAUCAAUGUUUGUGAAGCUGCGGGACUUGCAUAUCAAUUAUGAAGAUGGAAAACUGUCCUGUGUGUCUCAUGAAUUCCUUGAGUUAACUAUUUCUCUUUCACCUUCUUUCCAGGCGGUGAAAGAUCUGACAGGAAAAUACUUCCUGUUCCCUAAAGAAAGCAACAACAGUUAUAUCGACCUGACCCCGGCUCUGCCACUGAUAUUAAAUGCCUUCUCCCUCUGCAUGAAGGUGUCUUUGGAUGUCCCGAAACACAGGGAAACCAUCUUAUUCUCUUACCGCAGUCUGUACUACGACGAGCUCAACCUGUGGCUGGAAGCGACCGGGAAGUUGGGGUUCUACAUGAGCGGAGAGGGCCUGAUGCUGGCAAAGCUGGACAGGAGAAAGGAGUGGCAGCACAUCUGCCUGACGUGGGAGUCGAAGUUCGGGCGCUGCGAGCUGUGGGUGAACGGGAGAAGAUCCGCCAACAGCGUGUACCGUAAGAGGCACACCGUGAGACCCGGGGGCAUCGCCAUGCUCGGCCAGGACCAGGACGCGCUCGGGCACAGCUUCGACGUUUCCCAAAGCUUCGUGGGAAGAAUCAAAGACCUGAACAUGUGGAGUCGGGUUCUGUCCAUCAGGAGUUUGCGGUCCGUCUUCAGGGGAAAAGAGAAAAGCAAGGGAAACGUUUUUGCCUGGAGCGAGCUAACGUUUGCCAAAAAAGGCGAGGUGCGAAUCGUGGAUAGCGCGUAA